AUGUAUCGCAUAAGUCAGGAUCACUUAGAACUUCUUUUUGGGUUAAUAAGGAAGCACGGUGGCUACAAUAAUAACCCAAAUGUACUACAGCUUAGAGCUGCAUACAAAAAAAUGUUAAGUCACCUUGAACUGCGGUCAUCUUUCACAGGAAAUUGCAUUCCUUUAGACAAUUUCAGCAUUUUACAUUAUUCGUCUCAAAAUGUCAUCAAUAGCACAACAAACUGUAAUAGACACGAUCCUCUUGAAUAUGAAGUUUUGGAAAGUACAAGAGCUCUUGAUACUGAUAAAGAGGCUGAAGAUAAUUGUAAUAUUUUCGCAAAUAUGCUGGACGAUGAAAAUGUAACGGAAGCUUCUAAAAUAAUAGUUAGUUACAUUUCCGGAUAUGUAAGCACUCGGUUGACCAAAGAGUUAAAAUGCGAGGAAUGUAUUGAUAGUUUGACCACGACACAGAAACUUCCGCAUCAUAAACUAAUAAGUAUAAAAGAUAUGGGUGGUUUAUGA
Messenger RNA from Arctia plantaginis, 501 nucleotides. NCBI's taxonomy places the organism in Eukaryota, Metazoa, Arthropoda, Insecta, Lepidoptera, Erebidae. The record is from the annotation of a GenBank genome assembly.